Molecule: messenger RNA, 5699 nt
Organism: Physcomitrium patens
Lineage: Eukaryota; Viridiplantae; Streptophyta; Bryopsida; Funariales; Funariaceae
Product: sodium/hydrogen exchanger 8
Biological process (GO): proton transmembrane transport; potassium ion transmembrane transport; sodium ion import across plasma membrane
Cellular component (GO): chloroplast envelope; plasma membrane
Molecular function (GO): potassium:proton antiporter activity; sodium:proton antiporter activity
Source: RefSeq, a predicted model, not a curated record
CGAGCACGUCCCUCGAAGCUCCUUCUCCUCCCUCCUUCCUCCUCUUCCCUCGUAGAACGGUGCCAAAAUAUCUGCUCUGCUUUUGAAGUGAUCAAGAGCAGAAGCAACGAAAGGAGGAGGAAGAGGAGGUGCUUCUUAAACGUUUCUUCUGCUCACUGCUACGGAAGAAUGGCUGGGGGGAGGAGAUGAUGCUGACGGGAAUGGCAGAUAUUUUUAAGCCUCACGUCGCUGAGUUUUGUUUUUGUGCUUUGCACGAAUGUCCUCACAGACCCAAACCUUGAGGCUAUGAAGCAUAUUCUAAACUCUCUCAACCUGCCAGCACUGUCGAGAGGAAAGAGAGUUUUCCAUACAAGUUAGUCUUCGGUUUCCGUUGCAGAUUGCUGGCUGUGGGCCUGACUUAGCCGACCCACAGGUGAGCUCACCAGCCUAUGCGAAGACGAGUUGCAUGUCAAUGUUGGGUGCAUGUGGGUGCAGGAGGUUUUAUUUGGGCAGCGUGGGCGAUGCUCAUACUGUGGAAUAAACGACUCUUUUUGUCGCGGGUAUCCGGGCUACAAAUAAGGACGACGUGUUUACUUUAGUUCAAGUUGCGUGGCGAAGGAGUACGUUGUGAGAGUGGCGGAGUUUUGGAUGUUGCACGUGAAGCUGGGCAUGGAUGGUGUGGCGAGCUUUCGCGCUGGAAGGGUUUUGGAUUUCUGGUUUCGUUUGGGGGUCGCUUGAAGGUGGGCUGUAAGAGAGACAUGGUUGGAUUCUGUCUUGAAAAGUUCUUGGGGGAGGUUGGAGCGGGACAUUCAGAUUCUGUUGAUUGGCGAGUGACUUAAAUUUGGAUCCUGUGGAGAGCUUUUCUCCGAUAUGGACAACCGUGUAGGAACCAUCUUCUGAAGCGGAAGGUGGAAAAUGCGGGAGUACUUUGUACGUUUCUCUGCUUCAAGAGGUCAGCGACGGGACAGCUUGUAAUGUACAUGAUGACGGCCUCCGCUGCACCCGUGACGCUGAGAUCAUUAAAGUGUAUCCUGUACGAAGGAAUUUGUGUCUUGAAAUUUUGUGCGACUUCCCAUAAGUGACGUUACCGUAUUGGUAUUAUGAUUUCAGGCCGAUUUCAGCAGCUCUCAGUGUGGCUAUACUUUGUAUCUUCGAUAACUUUAGUAACCAAUGAUUGUCACCACUGCUGGAACUGCUUCCACGUUUCUAGCACAUAACUUGGUCCUGCAUUCAGGGGGACGUUUCCCUCUGAAAAUUCUUACCGUAACUUUUUCUUUCUAUUUUAGUUCAAUAUUCACCUUUCGUUCAUGUAUUAGUCCUACAAGUCGCUCAAUUAUUUCUCCUCCUCCUCCUCUUCCUUUCUUUUUUCUUUUUCUUUUUUCUCCCCUUCUCCUUCCAAGCUUUAUUGUAUCGCUCUUAAAUCAAAAGCCUACGAAGACCUUGAAGAGUCUGGAUGAAAGGAGGCAAUCUAUGUAGAGAUCAGUGGAACCGAUUCCAGGUGAGAAAAGCCCCACUGAUAGAAGUUGCGCUGUGUCUCGCGAUCUCACAGUGGUCCAAUAGCGCCAGACGACUGAAUCAGGAAGCAGCAGGACAGGCUUAUACCAUCUUCAGCGAUUCGUCACGAUGGAGUCCAUGAGCACCGUGGCACCCGCACCUUCGACCGCAGCGACUGAAGAAGUAGGGCCAGAAGUGGCCAUUCUGUUUGUAGGAGUCGCUUUGUUCCUGGGAAUGGUCUCCCGCCAUCUCUUCAAGGGCUCUCGAAUUCCCUACACUGUGGUGUUGCUUCUUCUGGGAAUUGGCAUCGGAGGCUUAGAAUAUGGAGUCAAAAACCUGGGUGUGCUUGGGGACAGCAUUCGAAUGUGGUCGAACAUUGAUCCCGACCUCAUUCUUUUUUUGUUUCUGCCCGCUCUCCUUUUCGAAAGUUCCUUUGCCAUGGAUUUCCACCAGAUAAAGAGAUGUUUCUUCCAGAUGCUUCUUCUUGCCGCUCCAGGAGUCCUCAUCUCAACAUUUCUGCUUGGUGUUGCGACGGUUGUGAGUAUUCACAUAAAAUCUUCUUCUAACCUCACCCUCUUAUCUGGCGGCGAGCAAACCCUUUUGAAAGUGUUUCCAUAUAAUUGGAACUGGAGCACGGGGCUUUUGCUGGGAGGUCUGCUGAGUGCCACGGACCCAGUGGCAGUGGUAGCGUUGCUGAAAGAACUAGGCGCCAGCAAGAAGUUGAGCACUCUUAUUGAGGGCGAGUCUUUGAUGAAUGAUGGAACUGCGAUUGUUGUGUUUCGUCUGUUUUUACAGAUGGUAUUGGGAAAGCAUUUUAGUGCUGGUGAUGUUGUUUCAUUUCUCAGCAGGGUCGUUUUUGGAGCGGUAGCUUUAGGACUACUUUUUGGAAUUGUCUCUGUAAUAUGGGUUGGACGAGUGUUCAAUGACACCGUCAUUGAAAUUACUCUUACAUUGACAGCCAGCUACAUGGCAUUCUUUGUGGCAGAAGAAUCAGCGUCUGUCUCUGGAGUGUUGACUGUUAUGACUGUUGGCAUCUUCUUUACAGCCUUUGCAAGAACAGCCUUCACUGGCGAGAGCGCGCAAAGUAUGCAUCAUUUUUGGGAGAUGAUUUCUUACAUCGCCAACACUCUCGUAUUCUUACUCAGUGGUGUGGUAAUUGCGGAGAGCAUCUUGAGAAGCCAAGACAAGAUCCAAGGACGGGACUGGGGUUAUCUGCUUUUGCUCUACCUUUUUGUCCAGAUUUCUCGGGCGAUGGUUGUUGGAUUACUAUACCCUGGCUUGAAGUACUUUGGGUACGGUAUCAAUUGGAAAGAGGCAAUAGUGUUGAUAUGGGCUGGUUUGCGUGGCGCUGUUGCUCUCUCGCUUUCGUUAUCAGUUGCUCAAGUUGGGCAGCACGACCCUACUCAAAACACCUACUUGUCUAAAUUGACGGAGGCUAGGUUUGUAUUCUUCACAGGUGGCGUAGUUCUUCUGACACUCAUCAUCAAUGGCUCUACCACGCAAUUUCUUCUCCUUUUUCUGAAAAUGGACACUAUUACUGAAACCAAGUCACGUAUGCUGGAGUUCGCUAAAUAUGAGAUGUACAGUAAGGCCCUGGAGGCGUUCGGAGAGCUAGGAGAUGAUGAGGAGUUGGGGCCAGCUGACUGGAAUACUAUACGCAAGUAUGUAAGCUGCUUGUCAUACGAGGAAAAUAAGCCCACUCACCCGCAUGGACCUCCAAGUUUUGCCCUUCCAGAUGGUGAAUAUGCUAAGCAGCAAAUGACAGACACACGUACCCGCUUCCUAAAUGGUUUACAAGCAGCAUACUGGAACAUGCUGGACGAAGGACGAAUUACACAAACUGCGGCUCUUAUUCUGAUGCAAUCCAUCGACGAAGCUUUAGACAAGGUAAAGCAUCAUACUGCGCUACAGGAUUGGGAAGGACUGCGCCCACAUAUCCAUUUCCCCGGGUAUCUGAAAUACUUCUCGUGGCGAUCUACUUCAGUUCUUCCUCGCAGAGCAUCCACCUACUUUCUGAUUCAACAAUUGGAACUAGCAUGCUACAUUGCUGCAGCCUUUUUGCGGGCUCAUCGGAUGACUCGCAACCACCUUCGCGACUUCAUUGGUGAAAGUGAAGUAACAGAAGCUGUUAUUCAAGAAAGUGAGGCGCAAGCACAGCACGCUCGUUUGUUUCUUGAAGACGUCCGCCUUUCAUUUCCUCAGGUCCUGCGUGCUGUCAAGGCAAAGCAAGUAACUCAUGCAAUUCUUUUACACUUGACUACGUACGUGGAGAGUUUAGAGAAUGCUGGCCUAUUUGAAAGCAAGGAGGCUGUCCAUCUUCAUGAUGCUGUCCAGAUUGACCUGAAGAAGUUGUUGCGCGACCCGCCUAUUGUUGAAAUGCCCUCAGCAGAGCAAACUCUGCAGAACCAACCUUUUAUAGGAGCGAUGCCAACCUCUGUUCAAAAGCCCCUCCUUGAUGUGUCCAAAGAGUACAUGAAAUUGCAGGGUAGCGUGAUUUACAGAGAGGAUAUGAAGUCCGACGGGAUCUGGUUGAUUACCAACGGUGUCGUUAAGUGGAGCAAGAAGGCAGUCGGUGGGCAGCGGCUGCGGCAACCCACGUUCUCCUUCGGCAGCACACUCGGCUUGUACGAAGUGUUGACUGGCAAGCCUUACCUGUGUGAUGUCGUCGCAGAUUCAGUGGUGCAUUGCUUCUUCGUCGAACGCUCCAGGAUCUUAUUUAUUCAAAAGGAAAGGGCUGACCUCGAGGACUUUCUUUGGCAGGAAAGUGCCCUGGCUGUUGCCAAGAUUGUAUUGGGCCCGCAGUUCGACAUGGCGACACUACAGGAUAUACGAGCUCUUGUGAUGGAAGGCUCUUCCAUGCGCAUCUUUCUACGGGGUGAGGUCUUCGAGCUCCGGCACAAAGAGAUGGGGUUAUUGCUGGAAGGCUUCGUCAGGCAAGAGAAUAGCACUGAGCUCAUUACUGCACCAGCAGGUCUGACUGCUAAGAUACUGCUUCCCAGCCCCACUGGAAGUUGGAGCAACAUCUCCCUGCAGCAACCGACGGUUUUCCACGCUGAGGCAAGAUCUCGUGUCCUGCUGUUCGAAUCGUCGAAGGUUGGUGAAAUCUUGUCUCAAGGAUCGUCGCAGCUAUUGGCGGUUCCUCGUAAAACCAGUCGCUCCAUGCUACGGCUGUCAUCUAAAACCUCCACGAAUACUCGAACAAAAGUGGAUCGACACAGCAGCCACAAUGAAAUAAGGAUUGCGAGUGACCACUCUAUCCCCAUUGCACAGGCAUGGGGCAGCGGCAGUAGCUGCGUUCCGGACAAAUACACUGCCAAGGCUUUGGAAAUUAGUGUCUUUGGCUCCGAGGUAGAUGUGAGGGACAAGAGGAGAGCAGAUGAAAUACCACUAGAUGCACAGUCUCGGUUCACCCAAUCUCAUUCCAACCUUGUCAAGCGGGUGUCGCUGAUGAUGCAAGAAAGAUUUGAUAAUAAGCAGACGUCCAUGCCGAAACGCAAGAUUGCAAGCCAGGAGAACAUGACCGUCCCCAUGUCCUUGUUGCCGCACCAGAGCGAGCCGAAGCCUGAUGACUCCAGCGAUGACUCCGACAAGGAGGAACACAUAGUGCGGAUCGAUUCUCCGAGUUUUCUCUUCCACAAUUCUCGCCGAGAGUUGUGACAGCCUUCAUGGCGAUAUUUGUGUAAAAACUCGGUAGGAAUUGCUACUUUGAUUAUUUUCCUGGCGUUGAUGAGGCCACCUCUCAUCCACUUGAUCAGAGUAACUGUGAGGCCGACGAUCUUGUUCAAACCGUGGUCUCGCAACACCAGGAGGCAGCUUUUGACUUGAAUAAUCUCGAGUUUUUCAGAUCUAGAGCUUGUUCAUUGAUAAUGAAGCAGACGAGGUAUAAGUUUUGCACUAAGAAUUGUUUGGCGGUGAGGCAGUGGUUUGUAAACAGAUUAAGCACAUAAAUCGCCGAGAAAUUCUGGAGCUUGUAUUUGACAGAUUAAUCGCUGGACAGAUUGCGAAGUAGAUAGAACGAGGCAUUUGUUUCAUAUGAGGGCAGGGCAUUACCUUCCAAAACAACCCUUCCAAGACGCGUGCUGCUUCCCCUACCUAAAUUAUCUGAAUCGUGUAAUAGGCUAUUGUGUUCUUUAAUUUGAGCUUGUCAAAUGGGCACGUUGAAUUUGCACUCGAGUUGAACACUUUUUUAGCCAUUUUAUCUUAUAAAUUGACACAUCAAGGUUGAA